UAACUUCCUCAACUCAUUCAUAAUAGAUACUUUAUUCAAAGAUAUUGCAAGAAAGAUUAUAGAACUCUCUCUUUUUUUCUUAACAUAGGGGCUAGACUUCAUAUUUUUCUGUUUUUUUGGUUUUCAGCUUUUUGUUAAAUGAAAUUUCUAACUUGACAUAGGGGCUAGACUUCAUAACAUUAACUCCUCAAACCACCAUGGAAGGAGGAGUUUUCUCUGCUCAGGGUCAGAAGCCUACUUAUCUUCUUCUUCUCCUUCAUAUUUUCCUGCUUGCUUUGCUUCCAUUCAAGGCCAUUUCAUCACCAAAAACACAGGCAGAAGCUUUGCUAACUUGGAAGAACACCUUUGCUUCUGCACCACCUUCUCUCACUUCAUGGUCCCUCACUAACCUCAACAAUCUUUGCAACUGGACUGCCAUUGUUUGUGACCACAGCACCAAACAAGUUUCCCAAAUUGACCUCUCCAACUUCAACAUCUCUGCAACACUAACCCAUUUCAACUUCACCCCAUUUCUCAAUCUCACCCAAUUCAACCUCUAUGGCAACAAUUUCACAGGGCCUGUGCCAUCUGCCAUUGGCAACCUCUCCAAGCUCACAACUUUGGACUUGGGCGACAACUCUUUCGAUAAAAUACCUGUGGAGAUAGGCAAGUUAACAGAGCUCAAGUAUCUGAGUUUCUUCAACAACUUUCUUCGUGGUACUAUUCCCUAUCAGCUCAGCAAUCUCCAAAAGGUACAGUUUUUGAUUCUGGGAGCCAACUACUUAUUCGAAACUCCUGACUGGUCUAAAUUUUCAGGCAUGCCUUCUUUGACAUACCUUGAUUUUUCUCUAAACAGUCUUGAUUCAGAAUUUCCAGAAUUUAUAUCUAAAUGUUUGAACUUGACAUUCCUGGACUUGUCUGGAAAUUCCUUUACUGGCCAAAUACCACCACAAGUAUUUACCAUUCUGGGCAAGCUUGAGUUUCUCAAUCUCACCAACAACUACUUCGAAGGACCACUGCCAUCAAACUUUCCCAAGCUUAAACACCUUCAUUUAGCACAGAACCACUUCGGUGGUCCAAUUCCUGAAGAUAUUGGUUUGAUAUCUGGCCUUGAAAGAAUUGACCUGCGUACCAAUUCCCUUGAAGGGCCAAUUCCUUCUCAGCUUGGUCUCUGCACCAACCUCACCUACUUAGCCCUGGCUUCCAAUCACCUUGAAGGGAAAAUUCCAUCCUCUAUAGGCCAACUCAGGGAGCUCAAAUAUCUUGGUCUUCGAAACAAUUCUUUGAACUCUUCAAUCCCGUCUGAGCUUGGUCUUUGUACCAACCUCACCUACUUGGACCUGGCUUCCAAUUUCCUCAGUGGGGAACUGCCUGUGUCCUUGUCCAAGCUUACCAACAUUGUUGUAUUGGAUUUAUAUGGGAAUUCAUUUACUGGUCCACUAUUGCCUUCUCUGGUUUCCAAUUGGACUGAAAUGUUCUCUUUACAACUUCAAAACAACACCUUCGGCGGGAAUAUUCCAGCAGAAAUUGGGCUUUUGACAAAACUCAAGGUCCUUUAUCUGUUCCAAAACAAGUUCACUGCCUCGAUUCCCUCAGAGAUUGGAAACUUGGAAGAUUUGAUAGAUUUGGAUCUUUCUGGAAACCAGCUAUCAGGGCCAAUUCCAUCCUCUAUAGGCCAACUCAGGGAGCUUAUAUACCUUAAUCUCGGAGAGAAUUCCUUAAACUCUUCAAUCCCUUCUGAGCUUGGUCUUUGUACCAACCUCACCAACUUGUACCUGACUUCCAAUCACCUUGAAGGGAAAAUUCCACCUUCUAUAGGCCAACUCAGGGAACUUCAGUACCUUGAUCUUCACAUGAAUUCCUUGGAUUCUUCAAUCCCAUCUGAGCUUGGUCUUUGUACCAGCCUCACCUACUUGGACCUGACUUCCAAUCACCUUGAAGGGAAAAUUCCAUCCUCUAUAGGACAACUCAGGGAGCUUCAGUACCUUGAUCUUCACAUGAAUUCCUUGGAUUCUUCAAUCCCAUCUGAGCUUGGUCUUUGUACCAGCCUCACGUACUUGGACCUGACUUCCAAUCACCUUGAAGGGAAAAUUCCAUCCUCUAUAGGACAACUCAAGGAGCUUCAGUACCUUGAUCUUUACAAGAAUUCCUUAGACUCUUCAAUACCAUCUGAGCUUGGUUUUUGUACCAGCCUCACCUACUUGGACCUGACUUCCAAUCACCUUGAAGGGAAGAUUCCGCCUUCUAUAGGCCGACUCAGAAAUAUCCAGCACCUUGAUCUUAGUAACAAUUCCUUAAGUUCUUCAAUCCCUUCUGAGCUUGGUUUUUGUACCAGCCUCACAUACUUGGAUCUUUCGAGAAACCAGCUCUCUGGGUCAAUUCCUCUAACACUAAGCAACCUUGCAAAUAUUCAGACCUUAAAUCUUUCCAACAACAAUCUCAAUGGCCCAUUCCCGCCAGAGAUCUGCUUCCCAUUCCUGGAGAAUCAUGAUUUUUCUAAUAACAAUUUGACACAGGAUGUCCAAAAAGCCCCCGAGGAUACUUUUGUUGGAAACUCUGGCUUGUGUGGAGAUGCUAGGGGCCUAACUAGAGCGCGCAAUUCCGAAAAAAAAAACAACAAAGUUAUAAUUGGUGUCCUUGUACCUGUUUGUAGUAUAUCAGUGGUUGCAAUUACAAUUGCUCUGAUUCUUAUGUUCCAUAAGAAAACCAAGUGUGCACUUAAGAAAAUCAAUAGUACUGCCCAAAAUUUUGAGAAUUUUGAGUCAAUGAUAUUGCAAGAAGAAGUAAAAUUUACGUUUGGGGAAGUUGUAAAGGCCAUAGAGGAUUUUCAUGAGAAGUACUGUAUUGGAAAAGGAGGAUUUGGAAGAGUAUACAAGGCAGAGUUGCUAUCAGGUCAAGUUGUUGCAGUUAAGAGGCUUAACAUGUCAGACUCUAACGACAUUCCAGCAAUCAAUCUCCAAAGUUUCGAGAAUGAAAUCCUAACUCUGACAAAUGUCCGGCACAGGAACAUCAUUCGGCUAUAUGGGUUCUGUUCAAGGAGGGGAUGCAUCUUCUUGCUCUAUGAAUAUUUAGAGAGAGGCAGCCUGGGAAAGGCAUUGUAUGGGGUUGAAGGGGUAACUGAACUUGGAUGGGCUACAAGGGUCAAAGUUGUGAAAGGAUUAGCUCAUGCACUUUCUUACUUGCACCAUGACUGCUCUCCACCAAUUGUGCACCGUGAUGUAACUGUCAACAAUGUAUUGCUGGAGUCGGAUUUCGAAGCCCGACUUUCCGAUUUUGGAACAGCAAGACUGAUUAGUGCUAAUUCAUCCAACUGGACCCAUAUUGUUGGCUCAUUUGGCUACAUGGCACCAGAGCUUGCAUUGACAAUGCGAGUCACGGAUAAGUGUGAUGUGUAUAGCUUUGGAGUAGUGGCGCUGGAAGUUAUGAUGGGAAGGCACCCAGGGGAUCUGCUAGAAUCCCAGCUAUCAGAAUCAUCACAAUCAAUGAAGGAGGACAAUGCAGAGUUGUUUUUGAAGGAUUUGUUAGACGAAAGGCUGGAGGCUCCAAGCAAUGAAUUGGCAAAGGCAGUGGUGCUUGUGAUGAGUUUAGCCUUGGCUUGUAUACGUAUGCGUCCAGGGUCUCGACCUACAAUGCUUUACGUAGCACAAAAACUAUCAGCUCAGAGUCUGCCUUCCCUUCCUUUACCAUUUGGCAUGCUAACCAUCAACAAGCUGAUGGGGAUAUAAAAACUAGAAGGAAGAAAAAAAA
Prunus persica (peach) is the source of this 3726-nucleotide messenger RNA. Its product is annotated as MDIS1-interacting receptor like kinase 2. The coding region runs from base 198 to 3704 and encodes 1168 amino acids. Lineage: Eukaryota; Viridiplantae; Streptophyta; Magnoliopsida; Rosales; Rosaceae. Gene Ontology annotation, biological process: protein phosphorylation; hormone-mediated signaling pathway. The transcript is spliced from 2 exons. Gene Ontology annotation, molecular function: protein binding; ATP binding; protein kinase activity. Gene Ontology annotation, cellular component: plasma membrane. The record is from RefSeq and is a predicted model, not a curated record.